AUGGAAAAACAAGCAAAGAAGCUCACUCGAAAGUCAUCCGCUCGUUCUUGCCAUGGGUGUACAAACUGCCGCCGAAGCAAGGUUAAAUGCGACGAGCAAAAGCCAAUUUGCACUCGGUGCUGGCAGAAGGAUCUACAUUGUUCAAGCCCUUUUCAACUAAAAUGGGAAUCGACCUACCAUGAUCGUGGAAUUGCCUUUGGGAGAUCCGGUCUCUCAGGUAAAAAUCCCCCGAAAAAGGAACAGAGCCUACGACCCCCUUCAGGAUCAAGUUCUACCUUCCCUAAAGAGACUAUAUGGCUUGGAACUCCGGCCAUUCAACCAUGGACAUUCGUGAACAAUGAUACGCCUUUUAUUCGUCGACUUUGUGAAGAAGAACAAGAUCAUGGCAAGCGACGUCUCCUGCCGGCUUUGGACGCUAAACUGGCCAUUGGGGAGCAGGGAACACACGAGCUGGUGCGACCAUUUCCAAAGUUGCCACACCUUCUUGGUCGGUCAGUCAGCAUUGAUGAGGCUUUCAUCCCGAAUUUAUCAUCAUCUCCCUCGCUAUUUCCAUCACUAGAUCAGGUGGGGAAUAGGAUGCUGUUCGACUACUAUAUAAAUCAAAUAUGCCCUCGAACGGCACAUAGUUCUCUAUCACAGUCCCCGUUUGCGUCGGUCAUUCUACCCUACUGCUUAGCAGCUCCGGCCACAGUAUUACGAGCGAUCCAAGCGCUGGCCGCCUGUCAUUGGUCUCAAUAUGACUCCAAAUACAGCACCAUCAGUCUGCGAUUGAAGUCUCGAGUUCUAAUAGACUUUCGAAAAAUAAUCCAUGUUGACAAAAAGGCAGUCGUGGCAAACGACCCCGAAAUAUUAGUUAUUGCGAUGUUCUUAUGCCUUUUCGAUAUUGUCGAUCACUGUAAUCAACAGUGGAUUGUUCAUCUCCAAGGAGCGAAAGAUAUCAUUCGAUUUAGAAGGCGACAUCAAUAUUUGACAGAGGUGAAUUGGAAUAAGCAACAAGAUGAUGUAUCUCACUUUGUGGAACUUUUCUUUGCUUUCCAAGAUGUGAUGGGUCGGACUGCUUGCGCAAAAGCAGAUAUUUUCGGUUCAAGCUAUUGGCAGGAAGAUGACACCGCAAUCAAUUCUUGGAUGGGUUGUAGUCCAGCUCUCGUCUCGAUAUUAUUCUCAGCCAUGGAUCUCAGUAGGUCUCGACAACACAUAGUCUCUAAUGAGGACCAAUUGAACUUUAAGAUCAAUGCCACCGCAUUGGACAACAAACUCGAACAUUUGAAACAAGAACUUCAUGACCAAGAAGAAGAUCAGACGAUUUACCGGGUUGCCGAGCUGAAGAGAAUUACUUGUAUCGUCUUUCUAAAAUGUGCGUUAUUUGGUGGAAAGCCAUCAGACCCUGCGAUCAAGACAUAUGUACGGGAAAUUAUGAGUGAAGUUUUUGGGCUGCAUGCUUUGGAAUCGGCAUGCCACGUUAUCUGGCCUCUUUUUGUCGCUGCUGUAGAACUGGACCCGCUUAGUGUUGAGCUUUUCUCAAAUCCACAAACUGGAUUAAUGACUGACGGGAGAAGGCUUGUUUUGGAAUUACUGGAAGAAAUGGUCAAGAGUACAGUGUCGGGUAUUUCUCGGAUACGUGUGGUUGUUGAGCAGGUUUGGAAAGCGCGAGACUUCAAUUUAUCAAAGCCCAUCGAGCCAAAGCAAUCGCCAAUUCCCGUUUUAAAUGACUGGGAAGAGUAUGUUGUGCCAGUCAGUGAUGCCUUGUGCUUGGUAUAA
Messenger RNA from Penicillium angulare, 1758 nucleotides. Its product is annotated as Zn(II)2Cys6 transcription factor. Gene Ontology annotation, cellular component: nucleus. Gene Ontology annotation, biological process: positive regulation of transcription by RNA polymerase II. The transcript has a single exon. Gene Ontology annotation, molecular function: zinc ion binding; DNA-binding transcription factor activity, RNA polymerase II-specific; transcription cis-regulatory region binding. The coding region runs from base 1 to 1758 and encodes 585 amino acids. The record is from RefSeq and is a predicted model, not a curated record. Lineage: Eukaryota; Fungi; Ascomycota; Eurotiomycetes; Eurotiales; Aspergillaceae.